Molecule: messenger RNA, 2521 nt
Organism: Spirodela intermedia
Lineage: Eukaryota; Viridiplantae; Streptophyta; Magnoliopsida; Alismatales; Araceae
Source: the annotation of a GenBank genome assembly
AUGAUUAAGCAGAUUCUCGGGCGGCUUCCGAGGAAGUCUUCAAGAUCCGGAGAGCAUGGCAAGGAUUCGGGCGGUAGAGCGAACGCCUCCGCCGGCGCAAGAACCCGAGAUUCCAAGCUUGUGGACAAUCUCCAGCCGAUCUCUAAUCCAGUGGCCGACGACCAGGCGGAUGGAAACCCUGGAUUUCCUUCCACAGAUGUGCUGACAAGAUUCGGAGAUGUUUCAGCCCCCGAGAAACACAGCCUGUUUGUCAGAAAGCUCAAUCUCUGCUGCGUGGUCUUCGACUUCACCGAUCCGACGAAGGAUCUCCAGGAGAAGGAAACCAAGCGAGGUGUUCUUCGUGAGCUUGUCGACUACGUCGCUUCCGCCGGCGGGAAGUUCCCCGAGGUGGUCGUGCAGGAGGUCAUGAAGAUGGUCUCCUGCAACCUUUUUAGGGCAACCGCCUCUCCGCCCCGUGAAAUCAAGGUCCCGGAGACCUUCGACCUCGAAGAUGAGGAGCCCGCGAUGGACCCGGGAUGGCCCCAUCUGCAGCUGGUAUACGAAUUCUUCCUGCUGUUUGUCGCAUCACCUGAAACUGACACAAAAAUGGCGAAGAGAUUCAUAGAUCAGUCCUUCGUCCUCAGACUGCUCGAUCUCUUCGACUCUGAGGAUCCCAGAGAGAGGGAUUGCCUGAAGAUGGUGCUCCACCGCAUCUACGGCAAGUUCAUGGCCCAUCGCCCGUUCAUCAGGAAGGCCAUCAACAACAUCUUCUACCAGUUCAUCUUUGAAACCGAGAGGCACAACGGGAUUGCAGAGAUCCUGGAGAUUCUCGGAAGCAUCAUCAACGGUUUCGCCCUGCCGCUCAAAGACGAGCACAAGCUGUUCCUCGUCAGGGCUCUUAUCCCUCUCCACAAGCCCAAGUCCAUGGGGGCCUACCACCAGCAGCUGUCCUAUUGCAUCACCCAGUUCAUGGAGAAGGACAGCAACCUUGCUGUGGCCAUCAUCAGGGGCUUGCUGAAGUAUUGGCCCGUGACGAACAGCUCCAAGGAGGUGAUGUUCUUGGGGGAGAUGGAGGAAAUCCUGGAGAUGACCCAGCCGGCAGAGUUUGAGAGCUGCAUGGUGCCACUGUUCUGCCAGAUUGCUCGCUGCUUGAACAGUCUCCAUUCCCAGGUACUGGAAACUUCACGAAUUCUCUCUGGUUAUUCAAGUUAUUCUCCUUCACAGUCCCAAUCAUCAUGCAUAUACAUCUCUGUGUGUGUGUGUGUAUUUUCUAUUUUUCUACAUCUAUUUUCCUAUUUUUUAUUCAGCGAUAAGUCAACGCAGUGUCAGGAUUCUGGGAGAAUUGGGUAAAUAGCAGAGACAUCUGUACAUUCAUCAUCUAUUCACUCCUGAUCGGAGAAGAAUCUAUGAGCCUGUCCCAGAAGGGUUUUGCUCGUAAUAUUUUCUUAUAAUCUCUCACAAAAUUUAGUUCCCAAGGUAUUAGCCCCGUUUUGGUUCAAUGGGGUUCAUUUCCUUCAUGCUGAAUGAUGCGGAAAAAUGUGAAUUUGCAUCAUCUUCUUCGUCAAAAUGUUUCUCUUCAGAAUUUAGUUCUGUCGUCAAUGUGGGUUCCUGUUGGAAUAGGAGAAGUAUGCUCGUUCUUGGUCCUUGUGGCUUCUUGAGCUGUGGCCUGUUCCACUGGGCCAUAACCAGGGCGCUUUGUGUACUAGUUAUUGAUUUGAUAUCUCCAAGGUUGGGAUCAAUUUAUUCCUGAAAUGUGAGCUAUCAUAGAAUGCCUAAUUAUUCAAAAUAAAAAAUAAAUAAAACGGUGUGCCUUUAAGCCUAGGUCAGCAAGAGGAUCAAGAGGGGAAUGUGCUUAGUGAGGAUCAAGAGGAUCAACAGUCUAUAAAUCCAUCUCAUGCUUGAUCGGAAGGCCCACUGUAUUAAGUCCCGGUGAUUCAGUCUAAAGUAGAACAAAAUGAUAUUUUUUUAGAAUCUAGAUAAAAGAAAUGCGAUCAUGGACCUACAUUUAGUUAGAUAUUAAAUUAGAAAAACACUGGACUGUCGAAUGAAAACAUGAUUUUUCAUGCCAUGUAAAAAUUAUUUUCUUUACCAUCUAAAAAUUAUUUACAAUCCGCUAAGACUGAACAUGCCAUCGAAUCUCUGCAUAUUAGGAAGGUUCAUUCAUCUUUUCUUCUCGAGUGCUUCCUCCUGAGACUACCCGUUCCUGGAUGAACAGGUGGCCGAGAGGGCCCUACUGCUGUGGAACAACGACCACAUCAGCGGCCUGAUAAAGCAAAACCACGAGGUGGUGUUGCCCAUCGUCUUCCCCGCGCUGGAGAGGAACAAGACCCACUGGAACCUGGUAGUGCGGAAUCUCUCUCUAACUACCCGCAGGUUCUUCUCAAACCAGGAUUCCAGCCUAUUUGACGAGUGCUUGGAGAAGUUUCAGCGGGAUCAGGCUGACGACGAGGGGAUGAAGUCAAAGCGUGAUGCCGCAUGGAGACAUCUGGAAGAGAUGGCGGCCUCGAGGGACUCAAACAGGAGUCUCGUGGCUGUCUCCUGA